This is a messenger RNA of Serinus canaria (Common canary), 6583 nucleotides long. It is a transcript of the gene KANK4, whose product is annotated as KN motif and ankyrin repeat domains 4. Gene Ontology annotation, biological process: negative regulation of actin filament polymerization. The coding region runs from base 2354 to 5263 and encodes 969 amino acids. The record is from RefSeq and is a predicted model, not a curated record. Lineage: Eukaryota; Metazoa; Chordata; Aves; Passeriformes; Fringillidae. Gene Ontology annotation, molecular function: protein binding. The transcript is spliced from 10 exons. Gene Ontology annotation, cellular component: cytoskeleton; cytoplasm.
GCAAACCCCCGGCAGCUGCGGUGCCUGAUGUGGAGCAGCAGCAGUUUCAAGCCAUGACCUCAGUUCUCAUGCUUGGGGGACAAUCUUGGUGACCCCCUUCCUCACUUCCCACCCUGCAGCAGUCCCCUUGGGCAAAGCUAUCAGAGGCUGGAUGUAAAUCCAUCGAGCACCAGCCCAUAAUUAAUUAAUUUGCGUGUUUUGACUCCUUCCCUUUGUAGCUCCCGAUUAAAAGCUUAUUUAAAGGGUCACAGACUUCUUCAGUUCCAGAGGGAUUAAAUGUGGGAACAACUGUAGGUCGUAUGUGGGUAAUUGCAAUGAGAAAAUGCUCCAAAUUAAAGCUUCCUGCUAGGUCUGUCCAGCGGGAAAACCCAACAAUUCCUUCAGAGUGCCUUUAAAAUCAGCAUCAUACAGAAAUACGUGUUUUUACCCCGUCGUGCUGCUUUGCCUGGAGAACACAAGCGGCAGAGUGUGCUCAGAAGAGACACACGAGCGUAACUAAAGCAGAGGAAUUCAGCAGAAAAGGAGCCAGCGUGCCCUGGAGUUGGUUUGGAAGGAGCCAGCGUGCCCUGGAGUUGGUUUGGAAGCUCAGGCUCGGUAAUUCUUGUGAAAGCAGAAAGCCACGGCCCCGCGCGGUGUGGGACGGAGCCGCGUGGGAAAGGCAGCGUUUGGGAAAGGCGGAAUUUCAAUGAUUCCUCAUUCCUCGGGUAGGAAGCUUAACCCAUCUGUGCCUCGGGGAGGGCUGGCAAAAGGACAAACACUGCUGGCUCUCUGUGCGUCCAGAUACUCUGCUUCCUGCAUAGGCAAAACUUGUCUGCUUCUCUUCAAAGUUAAUGUGCUAAAGUCCCGUCUGGGGGGUGCAGGGAGCUGGAGCAGCGCCAGCAGCUCUGCUCUCACACAGCCACAAGAUGUGGUUUUCCUCCCCAGCAUGAGAUUGGGGUUGUGCUGCUCGUUCAGCCAUGGGAAAGGUGCUGGCACUGCUCUGUGAUGGGAGUCCCUGAUGAGAGCCCCCAGCAGAGCCCCCAGCUCCCAGGGGAUGCCUUCACUUCCCAGGAUUUUCUUUCCCAGCCCUGGACGAGUUUUGCAGCCCUGAGCUCCUCGGCCUUUGCAAGUAUGAGGCUGUUGCAAGUUCAGGGCAGAGACUGAGGGAUUUGUCCCUGCUGCCAGCCUGGAGGGGCAGCAAUCCAGGAUGCCCGAGGGGAAUGCCAAUGCAGGAGCUCAGGACAGGCUUGGGACGGGCACUCUGCCCAUCACUGAGCCACCCUGCUCAAAAAUCACAGAAUCCCAGACUGGUUUGGGUUGGGAGGGACCUUAAAGCCCUUAAAUCUCGUUCCACCCCUUGCCAUGGGCAGGGACACCUUCCACUAUCCCAGGGUGCUCCAAGCCCCAUCCAGCCUGGCUUUGGCCACUUCCAGGGAUCCAGGGGCAGUCACGGCUUCUCCGGGCAGCCUGGUCCAGUGUCCGCUCUGCCAGCUGACCCCUGCCUUGCCCGCUGCCAGCUGGAAGUUCAGAUGGAUAACCCCAGCACCAAGGGCUGGAGAGGUUGAUACGGAGAGUGCCACUGUCCCCUCCGGGGACACCGGGACACCCCCUGCCCGUGCCGCCCAUCCCGUCCGGCAUCUCCCAGGGCGCUGCAGAUGGAUGGACACGGCGAGAGGGGACAGGGGGCUGUGCCUGCUCCACACGUGUGAACGCGGCUCUGCCGGAGGAUUUGGGGACACUGAGCCCUCCUGCAGCUCCCCCCAGGCUGCUGCCGGCGAGUGGCGGCUGCGUUUCCUCGGGAGAGGCGCUCCUGGAAUUGCUAAUGCUCCAGCCCGGAGGUGCAGCAUGCGGAGGGCUGCAGCUGCAGCAUCAGGUACAAGCAGCAACGCCGCCGUUAAUUAUUGACUCUCUCUUCAAUUAUCAGCCCUGAUAAGGAAGCACCCCCCUCGACAGCCCGGGCAGCGCUUGGUGCUCUGUGUUUUCUGGGAAGAAGAACUAUUUCGUGGAAAAGUAACUCGUUUUGUGCGUCGGGAUUGAACUGUCCUCGCAAAGGUCAUCCGAGAGCCGUGGGCUGCUCUGCUGGAAAAUCAAUCCCUCUUUUGUGCUUCUUGGUUUAAACUUGUAUUUGCUUUCUGAGCAAGGUCACAGCUCAGCUGACCAAGUUUGUAGCUGCUGGAGCAGGCUGGGGUCCAGCCACGCCGCGCUCGCUGCUCCGAGCCCUUCGCUGCCGCCUCCAGCAUGGGAGAAGAUGCUUUGGAGGGAGGCGAGAGCUGCUGCUCCCCGGGGGGUUUGUGGGUGCCAGCGUGAGCAGGGUGAGGUGACUCCUUGGCCCUUGUCAGAAGAUGCUUAAGUGACAGCCCAGUUAGACCUCACCAUGGAGAAGACAGAAGCAGAUGGCCAGCUACCCAAACCCGAUGGGGACAGGGAGCAGCCUCGCAGCCUUCCCUACUCCCUGGAGACACCUUACGGCUUCCACUUGGACCUGGACUUCCUGAAGUACGUGGACGACAUCGAGAAAGGCAACACCAUCAGGAGGGUCCACAUCCACCGCAGAGCCAAGCAGCCCAAAUUCAACACCCUGCCGCGGAACUUCAGCCUGCCCGAGAACGGCUCCCGCGGCUGCUCCACCGCCGCUCCCAGCAAGAGCUGGACCUCCACCUGCUCCUUCCCUCAGAGAAAGGCUUCCCUGGGCGAGGAGCCACCCCGGGCCCUGCUGCCGGCCGGGGCAGCUCCCGAGGAGCCGAGCUACCGGAGGAAGGCGCUGCUGGCGGAGGCGCGGCGGCAGGCGGAGCUGGGCCGGCCGCAGGCGGAGCUGGGCUGGCCGCGGGAUGAGCUGAGGGCGCGGCCGCAGCUGCUGCGAGCCUCCAGCAUGCCCGAGGCGCUGCCCCCCGGCCAGAGCCCCCCGGGCGGACCCUCGGCCCUCCGGAGCCCUCCGCAGCCCUGCCACGGCCUGCCCGGCUCCCAGAGCGCCUCCCGGCCCAGCUCGGACGGCAGCGCCUCAGCCCCGCCGCGGGAGAUGGAGUGGGACGGCUCCGUGGGGCAUCCUGGCGGGGCUGUGCCCCUGCAGCCCCCCUGGCAGAACCAGCAGCUGCAGGUGCUGGUGGAGAGCGGGGCCGAGGAGGGCGAUGCCGCCGAUGGCUCUGACCUGGCCAGGGCUGAGGCAGCGGCACCACCGGCUGCCCUCCGGCUGGCGGAGGAGAGCGUGAGCCCUGCGGAAAGGGGUCUCAGUGUGAGUGAGAUGGAUCUGAAGGUGCCGAAGGAAGGUGAGGAGAGGAAUGUUCAGGCUGGAGGGGACAAGGAGAGCGGUGCUCCCCAGGCCCCUGGCCAUGGAGAGCCCGGCGGGGUCACGGCGCUGAAGCAGCAGGUCGCUGAGCUGGAGGAGCAGCUGGCCAAGAAGAAAGAAGAGCUCGAGCAGGUCAGGGCGGUGGUGCAGCAGCAGGAUCAUGAGAUCCAGGAGAAGGAGAAGAGCAUUAAGCUGCUGGCCAGCUCCAAAGCGGAGCUGGAAGAGCAGCUGUGGCAGGAGAAGUCCAGAGAGGCUGAGCUGCAGAGGCGGCGGGGCAGUGGGGCCUUGGAGCGCCUCGACGCCGCGGUGAACACCGAGCUCUCCCAGGUGACAGGGCUCAGGCAGGCCCAGGACAAGGGCAUCAACGUCAACAUCCCACUCUCCACCAGAUCCAUCGGCUGUGGCACCCUCAGGGCAGAGAGCACCAGCGCUGUGGAGGCAUGCAGGGAGCAGGGGCCGGCAGGCGCUCGGGCAGAGGGACGUGCUGGGGAGGCCAGCAUGGAGGCUGGACCUCCUGCUCCCUGCCUCACCCAGCUGCAGAUCCACGAGCACCCCGGCGACCACAACCAGAACCACCAGAACUCCCUCGGCCCCAACGUGGCCCAGAGCAAGGCGGGCUUUGGAGAAGAUGAACCUCGGGAAGGGCUGCAGGAGGAAGGGGCCCCUGGCCACGAGGACCUCCCAGCUGUUGACCCCAUUGGCCAAUAUGUAAAAAAGAUCCAGGAGCUCCUGCAGGAGCAGUGGCUGUGCUUGGAGCACGGAUACCCAGAGCUGGCCAACGCUAUCAAGCAGCCGGCCUCCAAGCUCAGCUCCAUCCAGAACCAAUUAGUUAAUUCCCUGAACUCCCUGCUCUCUGCCUACUCCUCACAAGGGCCUGUGGAUAAGGAGAAUUCCAACACGCACUAUCAACAGUUGGAAAACUCUCCAACCACAAGUCUUAAAUCCAUCAUGAAAAAGAAAGGUUAUGGUUUCCAUGCAGGAGGCAAUGGGACCAAAAAGAAUCUCCAGUUUGUUGGGGUAAAUGGUGGCUACGAGACAACGUCAAGUGAAGAGGACACCAGCUGUGAGGACAGCGCGUCGGACAGCGACACCGAGACCGAGGACAGAGCUGGGGACGUGGAGCCCGAGCAGGAUGGAAGGGAAAGCAGAGGGCCUUCCUCAGGGGAGAAGCAUGAGGAGGAUGAUGAUGAUGAGCAGGAGGCAUCAGCAGGAGCAGCGCUCUGCUCUCAGGAUCAGGCUCUCAGAUGCAAACCCUCCGAAGAUUUCCUUGCUGCCUGCCAGCUCCUCAGUGAACACCUCCCAGAAAUCAGGAGCAGAAGCAACCAGCAUCUGCAGCAGGUCCUGGGCUCCAUCUCCCAGGAGUGGUUCCAGGUGUCCAGCCACAAGGCUUCCAGGCCGGAGGUGGUGGCAGCGUACCUGGAGGCACUGGGGGACAUCCAGCCCCAGCUCCUGGAGACCGUGGUGAACCUGCCUGACAGGAAUGGCAACACAGCUCUCCACUACAGCGUGUCCCACUCCAACUUCCAGGUUGCAAAGCUCCUGCUGGACACGGGCAAGUGCUGCCUGGACCUGCAGAACCGUGCUGGCUACACGGCCGUGAUGCUGACGCCGCUGGCGGCCCCCGAGACCCGCCAGGACAUGGAGGUGGUGAUGAGGCUGCUGAAGGAGGGGGAUGUCAACCUGAGAGCUGCCCAGGGCGGCCAGACCGCGCUGAUGCUGGGGGUCAGCCACGACAGGGACGACAUGGUGCGAGCCCUGCUGGCCUGCCGGGCCGAUGUCAACCUGCAGGACGAGGAGGGCAGCACGGCGCUGAUGGUGGCCUGUCGCCAGGGCAACGCCGACAUCGUCCGCCUGCUCCUGGCGCAGCCCGGCUGCCAGCUCACGCUGACUGACAAGGGCGGGAACUCGGCGCUGUCACUGGCCCACGGGGACAUUGCCGCGCUCCUGCGAGCCCACAUGGAGCUCAGCCCGUGUGAGCUGGGAGCCAGCCCUCCUCCCUGAGCAGCCCCGCUGGGGCAGGGCCAUGCAGCUGGGCCACAGGGCAGGAACUGCCUGCACCAUCCAAAUAAUGCUCCCUGUGCCUAAUGCUCCUCAUUCGUCCCACUCACAGCCCUGAUCUGUGCCACAAACAACUCCAGACUCCUCUCCUCUCUCCUCUCUCCUCUCCUCCCGAGCUCGAUUUGGCAGGUGAGCACCAAUAACUGAAAAAAGCACAUUGGAGCAGCAAUACUUAGUCUUUUGUAACCUGAAGUGAUGGGUGUCCUUUUAAUCGACUACUUAACUGUAUCUCAUUUAACUUGUAAGUUUGUGUCCUAAUAUUUAUUAUCAGCUCUUCUGUAAGUAGUGGCAGGCAGCGAUUGCUCAGUGUAUGUAACAACAAACACAAGCUGGAUGGAUUAUGGAAAGCAUAAAAUCCUAUUUAUGUUUGCUUAUGCGGGUCUGAUGCAAGAAUUAAAAAUUAAUGCUGUAGGAAAAUAUUUGAGCAUGCCAGACCCAAACAGGCAGACAUUGUUUUGCCUGGGUUUGCAAUUACCAUAUGGCUGUUAUUUUUCCCUAAUUAAGUUUGAGCUAAGGGGGAAGUGCAGCCCAUUGACAGGCUCUGCAUCACGGUGGGGUGGGGCAGGGCACUGCAAGCACUGAAGGUCCCAGCAGAUUUCCCAUCCCAGGGUGUGGUGGUGCUGUCCAAGAGCUCUGUGCAGUGCCUUUGCUGGCAGAUGCCUUUUGGAGCAGUGUUUGCUCCUUGCUUUGCCUCUGCUCAGUUUGAAUAUUCCCAAACUCCUCCUGUAAAGCCCAGCCGUGAUUUAGGUGCUGGAACUGGGUCUCCCCCACCAUGGAGCACCCACAGGGUCCAGCAUCACCUAAAAUCUGUUUUUUUCUUAAAUCCCUCUGCUGACAGAGAGGGAGGCAGGGCUCAGGCCACACUUUUCCAAGCAUCCUUGUUCUGCUGCAUCAGGACCCACUGGGUGCUCUCCCUUGGCUUUGGUGGAGCACACCCACAUCUCCCUGAUUAGUUAAUUACUCUUUUUGUAAGCAGAAGUAAAUUCUGGACCACUCUAGUUAUUAUUCAGUCAGUUCACAUCCUGACAAAAUGUCUCUUGAGCUGCCUCGUGCCCCCAUCCUUGCAGGGAGGGGAGAACAGCCCUGACCUCUGUGUGCCAUGGAAAUCUGUCAUCUGCUCAAUUUUCUUUCCUUUCCUCACGUUUUCAGUCCAGGCAUUCAUUAUCUCAAACUUCUAUCUGCCUUUUUUUUUUUUUUUUUUUUUUUUUAUAAUCUAUAACCCAAAAUGCCUCCUUUAUGUACAAAUAAAAUGAAUUAAACCUU